This is a messenger RNA of Centruroides sculpturatus (bark scorpion), 1561 nucleotides long. RefSeq lists its product as uncharacterized. The transcript has 2 exons. The coding region runs from base 93 to 1202 and encodes 369 amino acids. Lineage: Eukaryota; Metazoa; Arthropoda; Arachnida; Scorpiones; Buthidae. The record is from RefSeq and is a predicted model, not a curated record.
UGCUACCGACUGCCGACCGCGUUCUGUCAAUUCCCAGGAAACUCUGAGCUUGUGUCUGCUGUCAUGUGACGGGUCCGACUCAAAAUUCGAAUAUGAACAGUGCCGCUGUUAUAGGUCGCCAGCUUAGACAACAAAAUACGGGAAGAUCGGGACCGGGGCAACCGGUGACACCCGGAAGAGUUAGGCCACGUGCUUCGUCUCAUCAACAAUCGAACCAAAAAGGAGAACAAGGUGAGAAAAUAAGCCGCUGGGAACAAUUUCGUAGUCAGGUUACCCCUCAAUGCUUCUGGGCCGUUUGUAAAGCGCUGAGUUGUGGUGUCUUCCUGUUGUCGGCCGGAAUGGCGAUGUCUGUUGUGGGAUUCUACGCAGAACCUCUUUCGACCGAAGCGGUGAACGAGAACAACAAGACUGUCCGGGUGUUGGACCAAAAUCGUCAAUAUCAUCUUCAUAACUUGACGUACGUGGGACCAGUCAUCAUGGGUUUAGGCGGAUUUGUCUUGCUGGCCGUCUGUGUGAUGAACUGCGACGGUCCCGAGACCGGUGGUGCUAAAGUGGUGCCUAUUAAGAACGACAAACCCCUGACCAACGACAUUCAGUUGUUGGAUAAAUCGAAGCUUAACGGACCCGGUCUAACGGGGCCGUACUUGUGUGUUCCCGGUGUACCCGUGCAGAAUAACGUGGUUAUUCCCGCCCCGCGACCAAAGUGUCCGACUCAACAGGUGACACAUCCGGGCCCGGCCGUUCGACCAAAACUUCCUCUGCCCAUCAAAGAUUCGCCUUCUUCUUCCGAUACGAAAACUUGGGAAGUCGAAGUGGUGGAUUUAGUCCCGUCUCCGCAAGAUUUGCAGCUGACCGAUCCGGACGGCUGCGACACACCUCGACCGUCGUCCGUCUCGUCGAUGGACAUGGAAUUAUACUUGGCUUCUUGUCCUAUCACCGUCAGGGUUCAGAUAGAACCGCGUUACUUGGCGUCGAUGGAGAGUUUGUCAGACAGUGACAUGUCGGAAUCCGCCGUCUUGUCUUGUCCCCUGUAUCGUGAGCAAGGUGUUCCUCUCUUACAGCAGACUUCCAGUCCCAAUUCCUCCCCCGAGCAUAUGGAAGUACCACUUUUAAAACGUGAUACCAACAGGAGACUGUUGGGUUCGUCUCUGCACCAGUCUGGUAGAGGAUUAGAUGCCCAUAUGGGAGAUCUUUUCACUUAACAAUCGAACGUCAAAGACGGAUGAUGUGAACGAUAAAUUAUUGUCUAUCAUUACCAGACGGGCAGGUGAGGGAAGUCCUCCACCUAAAACCAUAUCACGUGAGGCCAAGCGACCCCAAGAAUACUUAAAAAGGUGGAGGAAGAAGUCGUAAUAUUCACGUGUGUUUUGUAUGAUGAAUGUUAAUAAAAGAGACUUAUAUGUUGUACAUGAUGUAUUAUUAUUGUACUAAUAUAUAUAUAUAUAUAUAUAUAUUGAUACGAAGAAAAUCUAAUUUAAUAUUAGUAAAUCGGUUAAAGUUAAUAAAAGUUAAUUUUAUUGUAUAAAACAUUUUCGUUCGUGGUAUUGUAACUUAUCCUGGA